Ceratosolen solmsi marchali is the source of this 3155-nucleotide messenger RNA. It is a transcript of the gene Eip74EF, whose product is annotated as Ecdysone-induced protein E74. The coding region runs from base 992 to 2860 and encodes 622 amino acids. The record is from RefSeq and is a predicted model, not a curated record. Gene Ontology annotation, cellular component: nucleus. Lineage: Eukaryota; Metazoa; Arthropoda; Insecta; Hymenoptera; Agaonidae. Gene Ontology annotation, molecular function: DNA-binding transcription factor activity, RNA polymerase II-specific; sequence-specific DNA binding. Gene Ontology annotation, biological process: cell differentiation; regulation of transcription by RNA polymerase II. The transcript is spliced from 9 exons.
CUAGAGAGGGAGAGUGUCUCUGAGCCUAGGAUAGCGCUAGGCUAGGCAAAGUCAGCCGCCGCUCAUGCACCUUCAGUCUGGGUAUCGCGCUGCCCGGAGGACGUUCACCGCUUCCUUAACACCGGCACGCGCCGAUGCUCAUCUUUCUUUCGCUCUUUUUAUCCCUCGCACUCUUGGCCAGUACUUCCGUCUAGUAGAGCACAAGCAUGCAGCGGUGUGCGCCGAGCAAUUCGAAUAGCAUAAGCAUCGCGAGCAGCAAUGCUGGACAAAUGUAAAUGAAAGAGUGACGCAAGCCACUAUUGCCAUCGCCACCGCCACCGCCACCGCCACCGCCACCGCCACCGCCACCGCCGCUGCUGCUGUCGUUGCUACUGCUGCUGCUUCUACUGCUUCGGUGCCGUGUUGCAACCUCGAACGCGCUUGCACGUGUCUACGAGUCGCGCAAGUGUGGAGAGACCGAAUGCGCAAAAACAAUCGCCAUUGGUGUUUCUCUUUGUUUCGGCAAUUGUUUAGUCGCCUGCCCGGCUCUUCUCCGCCUUCUUUCAGACAACAAGAGCCACUUGUUUGACAAAUUAGUGCGCGAGUGCAUGCGUUCCUCCUUCGUUCUCCACUCCUCCUCGUUUCACGCUCUUUACUCUCCCUCCCCUCCCCUCUCUUUUUGCUGGCAUGCUUUCUUCCCCAUUUGCAUUACCGCAGUUCGGUGAGGCGAGAGCCGAGACGGAGACUUUAUUCGCUUGCAUCUUAAUUAAUCCUUGACUCCUUCCUUGUGCUUUUUUUUCUAAUCAUCGUAGUUCGUAUUUCUAGCAGUCGGCGACGAAUCUUAUUACGAAGGCCCCAGAUCGAAAGUGAUAAGCAGGCUUUACAAAUUUUGAGUACUUUGGGUGCUUUUAAGCUGGAAGGGGAUAAUAAACGACGCUGGCUCAGAGGUGGUUUUGGAUGUUAGAAGGCGUGCGUGUGGCUAAAACAGCCCCGCCGCAGGUUACGGGUCCCGAUGCCGGUCCCCAUAUCGCAGACGCUUACACUGACCUCGACCCUCGUGCCCAAAGAGGAGUCAAACAUGCCCUUCAUAGACGACGAAUUGCUGUGGUGUCCUGAUAAUGAUGGCAAAAUGGUUGAUCUUACUCAGUGCCUUCAGGAAAGCAGUACUGGACAGUCAGUGGAAUUUUCAACGAUAGAGUUAAAUGCAUUAGUUGGUGCUCCUGGGGUACCAAAUAUUCCAAACGAAAAUUCUGAAUCUUUGCCCACCGUCAAUACAAUGAGCAGCGUAAAUGCCGUAAACGGUACUCAUAGCAGUAACGGCGCCGAAGAACCUUUUGAUACUCUCGAUACUUUUUUAAGAGAACUUCAAGCGGACUUGGUUGAAGCCAGUCAACCAACUUCCACAACUGCAUCGUCAAUUAAUUGUUGUAAACGGCAGAGGUACAAUAUCGCUGCAGCGAAUCCUCUACUCGCAGAAAAAUUAGCAAGUCCUUCAACGCAGACAUCAUCAACAUUAAUUCCUUACGCAUCGAGAGCAGAAAUCAAAACAGAGAACAUUCAGCCAGAACCAAGUAAAGUGGAUGCGAGAGAGUUAGUACAACAGGCGCGGGAUCCAACAGAAAAGGAAGUAUUAACAUUGGCUUCAGUGAAGUCUGAACCGGGAUCGUUAUCAGGCAAUAGGCUUCUUCAUGGUAUCCUGUCGCAGCAUCACUCGCAUUCGCAGCAUCAACACCAACACCAGCAGCAACAGCAGCAGCAGCAGCAACAACAACAACAGGCUUUACAGAAUGGUUACGGUCGACAUCUAGGUAGCCAACCACCGUACAGUACUGCUGCUAUACCACCUACUAGCACGCCAGGAAGCGGAUCUCUACCAGCGAGUCCUGCCGAUAGUGGAGUUAGCGAUGUCGAAUCAAGUACAUCAUCAGGUGGCAAUGAAGAUGCAAAUCUACUCUUAAAAGCAAGGCUUAAUCCUAGUUCAUCUCUAUCAUCAAGUCUCGGUGCCUCCCAUCACUCUCACCUCACAGCAGCGUUAGGGAGACCGGCUUGCCACAGUCCUGGAAUAUAUGGAAGUUCGGGUGGCUUUUUACCUCCAACCUUCCACCCUCAACAACAUCAUCAACAUCAUCAAGCUGGUCAGUACCAAGGUCAUAGAGGGAGCUCACCUCAUCAACAACAUUCUAAUCAUGGCCUACCAACGUCAAUGGGACCACCACAUCAUCACCUCCACCAAUCUCCGAAUCUUCAACAUCUACAUUAUCGUCAACCCCCUACGUUGUCAGAGAGCUACAGUAACUACGUUUCGUCAAUGUACGGCGGAGCGAAUUUCGCAACUCCAUGUACACCUUCACCACCGCGAAACAACAAUUCUGGGCCUGGAGUCGCUGUCGGGGCUGGUGGUGUGCCCACAAGUGUUAUACAGGCAGCAACAUCCUCAGUCUCAGACGAUCUCUAUCUGCUGGAGUUGGGCUUCCCUAGUCGGCCCAAAAAGAGCAAGCUCAAGAAACCACGAUUAGGUACGACUCAAGAACCAGCAGGGUCCAGCCAAGCUUCGCCUGUCAAGCGGAAAUCUCGCGAAGGCUCAACUACUUACCUUUGGGAAUUCCUAUUAAAAUUACUUCAGGAUCGCGAGUAUUGCCCACGUUACAUCAAAUGGACGAAUCGUGAGCGCGGCGUUUUCAAGCUCGUUGAUAGCAAAGCUGUAUCAAGGCUUUGGGGCUUACACAAGAACAAGCCGGAUAUGAACUACGAAACGAUGGGUAGAGCACUGCGUUACUAUUACCAACGUGGCAUUCUCGCUAAAGUUGACGGUCAGCGACUGGUCUAUCAGUUUGUAGACGUGCCCAAGGACAUUGUUGAAAUUGAUUGUACAGGUGCGUGAGACAGGGCUCGCCCGUCCAGGGCCCGACCAUCGAUAACGUUCAACAGAGGACAGAGACGAGCAAGUGUUACCCGCGGGUCCAGAUGGCAAGUGCCUUAGUACCCUGCUGCCCGUCAUUAUUUGCAUUUACUCUUUUAAAAAGCUCUUUAAAAAGCUCACCAUGUGCUCUGCAUAACUGUUCUACUUUUCUAUUUUACGCGGUUCGUCUCCUUUCUCUCUCUCUCUCUCUCUCUCUCUCUCUCUCUCUCUCUCUCUCAAUCUCCCAAUCGAUCAAUGUCCAUACAUUCAUCCAUUC